Leptopilina heterotoma is the source of this 530-nucleotide messenger RNA. RefSeq lists its product as uncharacterized. The transcript has 3 exons. Lineage: Eukaryota; Metazoa; Arthropoda; Insecta; Hymenoptera; Figitidae. The record is from RefSeq and is a predicted model, not a curated record. Bases 87 to 404 code for a protein of 105 amino acids.
UGGAUGAGCAUCGUGUAUAUAAUGGUUGCGAGACGAGAAAGUAAUACCAUUGAAUCUUCGACUGUCAAGAACAUAACUACCCAACAAUGAGAACCGCAAUAUUAUCAUUAAACAUUACUUUCUUCUUUCUACUUUGUAUCUGCUAUCUUCAUUUAGGAGAAGUAACGGCUGACGAAAUAUGCCCCAAAGAAAAUUGUGUAUCGCCCGAAAAAUGUGAAAGUCUAAUUAGAGGAAAGUCUCCUUCAUGUGGAAAUCAAAGAAAAGUAUGCUGUAGUGUUGUUAAAGACGAGUUUCGAACUCAUUGCAGACAUCAUGGAGGUAUCUGUAUGAAUCGAUGCGCUCCUCAGAUUCAAAGAGACACUACAGACUGUACUGACGGUCAAGUUUGUUGUGUUCUUGUUUAAACAAUAAACUCAACAAUCAAAUAGGAAAAAGUAUUACGUUCUUAUAAAUAUAGUGCAAAUAAACAAUAUCUUUUUUAUAUUGUUCUGUUAUUAAUAAACUUUUACGUUACAAGAAAACAAAAAAAA